Messenger RNA from Engraulis encrasicolus (European anchovy), 5380 nucleotides. It is a transcript of the gene pparab, whose product is annotated as peroxisome proliferator-activated receptor alpha b. Bases 226 to 1725 code for a protein of 499 amino acids. Gene Ontology annotation, cellular component: nucleus. Lineage: Eukaryota; Metazoa; Chordata; Actinopteri; Clupeiformes; Engraulidae. The transcript has 8 exons. The record is from RefSeq and is a predicted model, not a curated record. Gene Ontology annotation, biological process: fatty acid metabolic process; positive regulation of fatty acid metabolic process; positive regulation of transcription by RNA polymerase II. Gene Ontology annotation, molecular function: DNA-binding transcription repressor activity, RNA polymerase II-specific; RNA polymerase II cis-regulatory region sequence-specific DNA binding; zinc ion binding.
GUGGGCUGCACGUCUGCUGCCUUGCUGCGGCUGGAGGGGUACUUUGACAGCAGCUGUGCUAUUGGACACAAACAGGGACCUGUGUUAGGGGACUGUUUUUUUCUGUCUUCUUGUUCUCCCACCCCUGGUUUCGGCUUUGACAGUCUCAUAGGCUGACGAGUUUCUCGGCGCUAUGGCAGCUUCGGUCUGGACUGUCCAGUGCAAGUCUGAUGACUGAGGAGGCGGAUGUCCCUGUCCGCCAUCAUGGUCGACAUGGAGAGCCACUACAGCCCUCCGUCCCCAUUGGAGGACCCUGUGCUGGGCCGGUCCCCAUUGGACGACUCUGUGCUGGGCCGGUCCCCAUUGGACGACUCUGUACUGGGCAGCCCGCUGUGUCGUGACAUCAUGGGGAGUAUGGAGGCGCUAGAGGACCUCUCGCAGUCAAUCGACGACGACGCCCUGAGCUCUGCCUUCGACGUCCCCGAGUACCAGUCCUCUAGCCUGGGCUCCGGGUCCGAGAGCUCUACUAUGCUGGAUGCCUUGACCCCGGCGUCCAGCCCCUCCUCAGGUGUGUUCGGGGCGGGGGUGGGCCAGGAAGAGUUCUCCUCCACCUCGCUCAACCUGGAGUGCCGCGUGUGUGCGGACCGCGCCUCGGGGUACCACUACGGGGUGCACGCCUGCGAAGGAUGUAAGGGAUUCUUCCGGAGAACCAUCCGUCUGAAGCUGGAGUACGAGAAGUGUGAGCGGCGCUGUAAGAUCCAGAAGAGGAACCGCAACAAGUGCCAAUACUGCCGCUUCCAGAAGUGCCUGUCCGUGGGCAUGUCCCACAACGCGAUCCGUUUCGGCCGCAUGCCCCAGUCGGAGAAGCUGAAGCUGAAGGCGGAGAUCCUAACGGGGGAGCGCGAGGUGGAGGACCCCCAGGUGGCUGACCAGAAGACCCUGGCCAAGCAGAUCUACGAGGCCUACCUGAAGAACUUCAACAUGAACAAGAACAAAGCACGAACCAUCCUCACCGGCAAGACCAGCACACCGGUAAGAACAAAUCCUUUUGUCAUCCAUGACAUGGAGACAUUGCAGCUGGCGGAGAAGACGCUGUUUGCCAAGAUGGUGGGCUCUGCGGCGCCUCCCCUGCAGCAUAAGGAGGCGGAGGUGCGCAUCUUCCACUGCUGCCAGUGCACCUCCGUGGAGACCGUCACCGAGCUCACCGAGUUCGCCAAGUGCGUGCCGGGCUUCUCCACGCUGGACCUCAACGACCAGGUGACGCUGUUGAAGUAUGGCGUGUACGAGGCCCUGUUUGCCAUGCUGGCGUCCUGCAUGAACAAGGACGGGCUGCUGGUGGCGUACGGGAGCGGCUUCAUCACGCGAGAGUUCCUCAAGAGCCUGCGGAGACCCUUCAGCGACAUGAUGGAGCCCAAGUUCCAGUUCGCCAUGAAGUUCAACGCGCUGGAGCUGGACGACAGCGACCUGGCGCUCUUCGUGGCCGCCAUAAUCUGCUGUGGAGAUCGCCCCGGCCUGGUGAACGUGCAGCUGAUCGAGCGCAUGCAGGAGGGCAUCGUUCACGUGCUGCGGCUCCACCUGCUGGCCAACCACCCCGAUGACACCUUCCUGUUCCCCCGCCUGCUGCAGAAGCUGGCCGACCUGAGACAGCUGGUGACGGAGCACGCACAGCUGGUGCAGGAGAUCAAGAAGACAGAGGAGACAUCACUACACCCACUCCUCCAGGAGAUAUAUAGAGACAUGUACUGAGGGGCAGGAGGAGGAGGAGGAGGAGGAGGAGGAGGAAGAGGAGGAGGAGGAGGAGACAUCACUACACCCACUCCUCCAGGAGAUCUACAGAGACAUGUACUGAGGAGGAGGAGGAGGAGGAGGAGGAGGAGCAGGAGCAGGAGGAGGAGUUUAGUUUGGGGGGAAACUGGACUGGACUGGGUUUUGGAGAUCCACAAAUGCAACUAAACUCUUUUGACUUUGUUAACCUGGACAAAUGAGACUCCUGAUGACGUGCAGUGAGGAGCAGACCUCCCUCUCUCCCUCCCUCCCCCACUCCCUCUUCCCUUUCUCCCUCUCUCCCUCUCUCCUUCACUCCCUCCACCUGCUCCUACAGUAGAUCCAGAGAGACAUGUUCUAUGGAGGAGGAGGAGGAGGAGGAGGAGGGCAAAGUCAAGACAAGCUACAGUAUAUAUAGUUUGAUAAAAGACCCCACCACCCACACCACCACCAUCACCCCAGCCCUGCACCUCAAGAAGACUUGCACUGUGAUACGCCAAGCGCGCGCGCGCGAGAGAGAGAGAAAGAGUGUGUGUGUGUGUGAGUGCGUGCGCACUUGUGUGUGUGUGUGUGUGUGUGUGUGUGCGUGUGCACACGUGUGUGUGUGUGUGUGUGUGUGUGUGUGUGUGUGUGUGUGUGUGUGUGUGUGUGUGUGUGUGUGUGUGUGUGUGUGUGUGUGUGUGUGUGUGUGUGUGUAUGCGCGUGUAGCCACUAAAAGACAGUGCUGGAGAGACACAAAGGGCCCAGUGUGUCCAAGUAGGGGCCCAGUGUGUGUGUGUGUGUGUGUGUGUGUGUGUCCGUUUGGAGUAGAGCUGCUAGAUGUGCUGAUGGUGAGGGGUGAGGGGUGAGGGGUGCAGGCAGCCAAGACCUGACCCCAUAUGGCAGCAUGGUAAUAAUCACAGUGUCUUGACGCAACUUCAGAGGAGGAUUGCAGGUCUUUCAGGGUCUGGCACACACACACACGCACACACACACACACGCACACACACACACACACACACACACACACACACACACACACUCAUAGGCCGCUGAAGGACGUUGUCAAGGUCAGAGCAACAGCAACCAGCAACAGUGCACAGAGCAACUGUGUGUGUGUGUGUGUGUGUGUGUGUGUGUGUAUGUGUGUGUAUGUGUGUGUAGGGAGGGUUUGAUGAUUGAUGUCAGCAAUUCGAAAUCAUUGUAGAGCCUUGACCUUCCUCUACUUUCCCCAACACUAGCCCUUGGCUAACUCGCUCUCCUAUUCCUAUGGUUUUGACAUCAAUCAAAAAAAGCAGCACAGCACAUCGACUACACAUUGCAAGAGAAGCCAGACUGUCUGUCUGCUGGCCUGACACACACACACACCCUGUGACGAACAAUAUCGCUCUCUAGUAUGUAUUAAUCUUCCUACUUACAGUUACGAAACAGCAGGACGUCGUCAUCGUCAGUGGUGACACAUUAAGCUAAGAGACAUUUUUUAGAUUUACAGUACAGCUGUGACACCCAAGUGACUUCGGCCUAGCCCCCUUUGCCAUCCAAUGCAAUCUGUGAUUGCGUGUGCAUUCAGUUGUACGGAAGCAGAGAAUGUGCGCACAUCAGUGGCACAGGUGCUGGACAAAACAAAAUAACCGAAGUAAAUAAUACAUGUCCGCAACACUGUUAAUGCUCUCAGUUGUUUAAUGGCACAUCAAUGUGUUGUUAUACAUUAAACAACUGGGAGCAUUAACAGUGUUGCGGACAUUUGUCCUUUACUUGUGUGUUCAUAGUCCUCUGGCCCUGGGACUUACAGUAGUAGUGAUCCCCCACUAGUGACACACGUGUCCUCUGCUUCUGUGAAACAGCAUCGCCACAUGUCAAGUCAAAGUUCCCGUAAUCUUUUAUUUCUCAUUUGAUCUAGUCUGAUCAGUCUUGAUAUGAAAUGAGAGGGUCUGUCUCUGUGCUGUGCACGUAUUUGCAACAUGGUUGGCCUGUUGGAGCGAUUUGAUAUCAGUUGUCUCAACCUGUUGUACAACAGUCAUUCUGGGGUUUUUUCUUUGUGUUUUUUUGUUUGUUUUUUAAAUAAUGUGACACAACAUCAAGUACUUUGAGUCGUGAUAAAGUCCCCAGACACUCCUCUUGAAUGUCACAAGCCUUCUCUUGUUUGACUGGACUCUGUCCUCAAGGGUUUGGCUUUCAAUCUGAAUGACUCACCAGUUACUUGAAAUAUUCAUCUAACAUUUCAGUGAAAUUAUUACCAUUGUGAAAUGAGAAACAUGCACACAAAAACUCAUAUAUACGUAUUUGAACACGCAUCCUGCUUUUAAUUUGUAUAUGGUAUGAAAUUUGAAAGUUUGAAAGAUAUGAAAUUCAGCGAUUCUAUUUGUGUAGAUAAGUAAGCUAUAGCUAUUAGCUCAGUCCCUACGGUACAAAUGACAUAAUAUGGCCCUCAUGCACUGGGGGUAGGAUGACUUCAACAUAGAGUACAUAUACUGCACAUUACAGUCAAUGAAUUGAACACAGGCAGGUCUGUGUUGAUUAUUGUGAAAGCCCGAUUAUCUGUGAAAGCCCUAUGGCAGCACUUAAACGAACACACAAACAUACAAAUGAACAAAAACAACCCCCAGGUGACCUGCUGACAGGCCUGUUCGGCGUGAUAUACGACUGUGAGCCUCUUGGUUGAACUCCAGUGUGUCCCAGUAUGACUUUGUCAUCAUCCCUCACUUUGUAACCCCCUCCCCCCUCCACAAUACCCUGCCAGGCCUGGCACACAGUGCUCAUGGAAAGAUGGCACAUGAGAGACAUUCAAUCGCCCCCCACCCGCCCCCCACGUGUGAGCACUCAGCUGAGACUCCUAAAGGGACCUUUCUCCCAAGCCAAGUCCCCACUGAAGUACAGUUGCAUCAGAGAUUCCCCGUCAGCACAGAUAUGGUGUAAGCAAACUAAUAUGCGGAUCCAAACUUCUGUUUCAUAUUCUUUUCCAUUCAAGAGCUCCUGACAAAAUACCACAGGCCUUUUACAAAUGUGAGGAAAUAUUCACGUCUGAGAAUGUGGAUAUGAAAUUUCCGGCAAUGUGUUUUAUUGCAUACAAGUAAUCUAAAAGAAAUCAGAGUUUUGAUCUUGCUGGCCUGACAGGACCACAGUAAAUUACUGUUAUAGUAACUUACUGUUAUUACUAAUAGGGCUAAACUCAUUUAUUUCAUUUGAGAAACCACAGAAUAAGAGCACACCCAGCUGUUUUCUGAGAGUUACAUUUUCCAGACUCAAGUCAUUUUUUUCUUGUUCAGGCAAUGGUGGUUUGCAACAAUCUCGUAACAGCACACAAGACAAAUGAGGCCAACUGACAGCCAACAAGACUGAACAGCGCAGCGCGUAGCGUAGGGUUGCGUAGGGUUGCUGAGUGCAACGCAGGCAGCCGAACGCCACUCAAGCACACAACCGUUAACUGUGGUCACUAAUACCUCACUCCUCGGAUGCCUUCUGACAAACGCAAACGCUUGACACUCCAACUUGAGAUCUGUGUUCAAAGACGAUUAGACUGCAUGUUGUAGUGUUGAAGGGCUAGAUUAUACACACACAUGAAGCUAUCUCGAAGGUUAAAACAGGUUCAUACUGUUGAUGAUCUCUCUCUCUCUCUCUCUCUCUCUCUCUCUCUCUCUCUCUCUCUCUCUCUCUCUCU